Molecule: messenger RNA, 3939 nt
Organism: Schistosoma rodhaini
Lineage: Eukaryota; Metazoa; Platyhelminthes; Trematoda; Strigeidida; Schistosomatidae
Source: the annotation of a GenBank genome assembly
AACUGAUUUCUUUGUUUACCGCAGUUUUGACCUUGUAUACUACCGAAAAUUUAAAAUGGUUGAAGAUGCCAAAUUUUUGAAAAGAAAAAUACGCGCUGGUUCCAUAGAUGUGCAUCCAACAGAAAAAGCACUUGUUGUGCAUUAUGAAACGGAGGCCACAAUUCUUGGGGAACUAGGAAAUCCCAUGGUUGGGGAUCGUAAGGAAAGUCAAAAAAUAAUUCGAGUUAGAAAUUUGAAUGAAAACACAGAUAUCCCUGAGCUGGCUAAAAAGAUCAUCUCAAGCUGCAAGUUGAUAUCGGAGAACAAAUAUCCACAAGUUGAACACUUGCUAAAGUAUUUGCUGAAUAGAAAAGAGACGAAGAUAGUUAAAAAUCAAAAACCAUCAAUCAUAUCAGAAACACUUGCUGAUCCCGGAGCAUUUGAUUCAACUGAAAUAGAUGAAAUCGCUCAUUUGGCUGAACUAGAUGAUUACUUAGAACUACUCUAUGAAGGUAUAUCGGAAAAGCUACGUGCAUCAGCUUUAAUUUUACAACUUGCAAGAAAUCCUGACAAUUUAGAGGAGCUGUUUCAAAAUGAAACCCUUAUUGGUGCUUUGGCAAGAGUUCUGCGUGAAGACUGGAAAAAGAGUACAGAUUUAGCAACGAACAUAGCCUAUAUAUUCUUCUGUUUUUCUUCCUUCUCAAACUUUCACGGAGUAAUAUUGCAUUUUAAAAUUGGUGCAUUAAUUAUGAACAUCAUUGACCAUGAAUUAAAAAAAUAUGACUUAUGGGUUGAAGAGCUAGAUAGAAAACACAAAUUAUCGAACAAUAAAUCUGAAACGGGUUUGACAACGGAUGAUAAGUGUUUGGUGGAUGAAGCACAAAGUAAUUAUGAAACAAGCUUUUUGAAGUAUACAUCACUAGUCAGGAAACAAGAACAGUUGUUUAGAGUUUCCUUUUACUUACUGCUGAAUAUCAGUGAAGACCUUAGUGUUGAAAUUAAAAUGCAUAAUAAAGGAAUAGUUAGUAUGAUCUGUAAAUGUUUGAACCGAGACAAUUUCGAACUGCUAAUACUACUUGUGUCAUUUUUGAAAAAAUUGAGUAUAUUCUCUGAGAACAAGGAUGAAAUGUUAAAAAAUGGUAUAAUUGAGAAAUUAUCCAAAAUGUUAUGUAGACCAGAAGAGGAUCUCGUUAAUUUAUGUUUACGUUUGUUAUAUAACCUUAGUUUUGAUACAUCUGCUAGACUAGAAAUGGUGUCCAAAGGUGUUUUAAAUAAAAUUGUAGGAUUAUUAGAAAAUACUCAACAUCAACCAGUAGCUUUGUACAUACUAUACCAUUUAACAACAGAAGCUCAAUCAAGACCGGCAUUUGUCAAUACACAAUGUUUACCAUUUCUUAAGAAGUUAAUACUAGAAAAUCCUGAAGAGAAAUCUGAUUUAAUUCCAAUGGCUCUAGGUAUUAACUUGGUAUUAGAUAAUCAAUGUGCAAAUGCUAUGCUUGGUGAAAGUCGAUGUUUUAAACUGAUGAGUAAACGUGCAAUAAAAUUCCGUGAUCAAUUAAUCAUGAAGUUACUACGUAAUGCAACACGGAACAAUGAUUUAUUAAAACUAAAGAUGGUAGAUUUUCUACCAGAAUUAUUAAAAAUCGUAACUGAUGAAAAACCCUUUUUGAUGAAUACACCGAGAAAUCUUUAUCCUUCUACAAAACCAACUCGAUAUGAUGAAUUGAAGAUAAGUGGUAAAAAGCAUUUGAACAUUGAAGUAUUGAACUCCAAAAUCAACCAGAAUAACACUUCAAGUUUAUUAGGAAACCGCUUAAAGAUGAAAAUUUACAAAACUGACGACGGUAAUAAUGGUAGUUGUGGUGAAGGUGAUGAUAACGACAAAGAAAAAGAUGAUGAUGAUGACGACGAAAAUGAAUUUAGAAAAAAAGAAGAAGACUUCAAAUUUGAAUGUUUAGGUUGUUUAGCUAACCUUAAUCUUAAGGAUAUUCAGUACAGUAAAGUAAUCACUGAAUUUAGUUUGCUCAAAUGGAUCAAAAGCCAUCUGGAAAGCGUACAUGUUCAAAAACCAAAUGAUAUUUUAAAUAGAACUCCCGAAGUUAUCAACGGUUUUGGACCAAGUUUUUCAUCAUCAAUGUUUCCCAAUCACCCAGAUGAUGAAAUUUUAGAAAUUGUACGAAUGCUUAGUGCCAUAUGCCAGGAUCCUGAUGCAGGUAAAAUGGUAAUUGAAGCUGGAGUCGUACACAAUUUGAUCAGUUUAUUGAACGUUAAACAGGAGGAUGACGAAAUAGUUUUUCAAAUUGUCUUCACAUUUUUUCAACUAACUUUCCAUGAAUCAACAAGAAAUUUGUUAGUGAAAACGACACAAGCUGUUGCUUAUCUUGUCGAUUUGAUGCACGAUAAAAAUGCCGACAUUCGAAAACUUUGUGAUAUUACUUUGGACAUUGUUUGUGAAUAUGAAUCUGAUUGGAGAAUAAGGAUUCAAACACAACGUUUUCGUUGGCAUAACAGCCAAUGGUUAGAAAUGAUUGAUACAGCAACUAAACCUAGUAUUCUUGAUAAUUCAGACUCAACAACUGAGGCAGCAUUAGCAGCUGUCCUUGGCGUCGGUCAUGCUCGAUCUCAAUAUCAUUCUAAUUUAUUAACUGAUGAUGAGUUAAAUAAUAUUGUUAAUAGAGAUGAUAACGAUAAUCGUGGUUACUUUGGAAUGGGAUUGGAUAUUGAUGAUGCAGCAGCAUUUCUAAUGUCACUAUCAGCAAAUAAUGAGGGACGUAAGAGAUCAGCAGGAAGUGAAAAUAUUUUACACAUACCAUUUGAAAACAACAACUAUAUGAACCACUUGAACAUGUUGUAUCCAGAUAUGUACGGCGGUGCAAACUUCUUAUCCACUGAAAGAGUGAGUCCGGCGAUGACCGUUAACAGUCAAUAUGACUCAGACACCGAUAUUACUCAAAAAAGGAGUGGUUCACAGUAGGUUUCAAGAUUUCAUUAAUGAAUGUAAUCUGAUCUUUAGUACCGUAGUUGUCAGCGUAUUCUUUUCAAGACGCAUUUUAAUCAUUUUGUAGGUUCUACCACGUGCAAACUAAUCUCUGUAGAAAACCAUCGCUGAAUACCACUAAAAUUUGUAGAAUUCGAUAGGUUUGGUGCUCGUUGUUUUGUAUUUGAGGAUCUUGGUUUUUCCCUUGUGUAUGUUAUGGCCUACUGAUGCAGAGACUGCUACUACACUGUUUGUCUUGACCUGCAUUUGUUGAUCUGUAUGGGAUAUACAGCUUCAUAUUUGUUCUAAAACUAACAAAAUUUGACUUGAUUGUGUUCUACUUAGGAAAGUUUUGUGCGUACUCUUCGCAAACUGACAUUGAAACAAACUUGAUUGGCGAUGAUAAUAACAAGACAUAUGGCAAGCUCAAUGCCUCUGUACGUACACCAUCGUUUUAGGACCAGGAGACUUGUAUAUAUCUGAAUAAUGCAUAUACAAUCAUCUUUAGGAUCUAGCGGUUUUUUUUCCAAGUUCUACGUUCUUGAGUUUCGGUUAAGGAUUACAUUUUAUAGGAUCUAGGUGAGUUUUGUUACAGCUUCCUAGUAAAACUAUCACUGAUAACUUGCGUAUUUUAAUCCAAAGAUCAGUUACCUUGAUUGAAAUUUUGGACCGGAAUAUCUAAGUUUCUUUAAACCUAACGUUUUAAACUGCUUCAUUUUUAUGGUCGACUUUUAUCGUAACUCUUCAUAAUUUGGCUAGUUUUCAGAAGGAAUCCAAGUCACUGUUGUUAUAUCUUGUGGUUGAGUGGAUGCAUUGCUAAUGUGUGACGCGAUAAGACCCCCAAACAGGGAGCAGCGAAUUAUCGACUGGAACAGUGACACACGAAACCGUACGAGCAGACUAGAGUGCUAACCGGUCCUGCGAUCUGCCUAGCCCAACCAGUUUAGUACAAAACACCGAUAACAGCCUCAGUGGUAUGAAUC